Rodentolepis nana is the source of this 1233-nucleotide messenger RNA. The record is from the annotation of a GenBank genome assembly. NCBI's taxonomy places the organism in Eukaryota, Metazoa, Platyhelminthes, Cestoda, Cyclophyllidea, Hymenolepididae.
GAUGGCCGGUUAAAGGAUAAAAACAGGCCCAAAAGCCCUCUUUCCGGAUUUGCCUGUUUUGUUCAAGUUAUUCGAGAUAAACAUCGUACCCUUCAUCCUGAUAAGAAUAUAAUCUUCAGCGAAUUUUCUAAAAAGUGUGCGGAGCUUUGGCGUGUAAUGCCCCCGAACAAGCGAGCUCCCUUUGAUGAGAUGUCAAAGAUAGACACCAAGCGCUACAAUCGAGAAAUGGGAGAAUAUGUCCAACAGCAACAACUAACUCCUCAAAAUUCGAUGGGAUCUGUUAAUUCCCAAUCCCUUAACCAAUCUGGCUACGAUGCUCCCCAUCAUUAUCAUCCUAUUCGAGGGGGAGGUGUAAAGCGAGUGCGUCGUCUAAAGGAUCCUGCUAUGCCCAAACGGGCUCUCUCUGCUUUUUUCUUCUUCUGUGAUCAACAGCGACCACAAAUUCGUGCAGCCCACCCAGAAUGGCGAGUUAGCGAGAUCGCCAAAGAGCUAGGUCGUCUCUGGGAUGAAUGCAGUGACAAAGCGCCAUUUGAACGCCAAGCUCAGAGUGAUAAACUUCGUUAUGAGGAGCAAAUGAGGCAAUACAAAGCGGGGACAUUCGUGUUGAACCCGAAGAGAAUGAGAGAGGAUCAUGGGAUGAACUCAAUUAAUGCAUCGUCUUCCUCAGCUAAUGCAUCGGCAUCUGCAAAUUGCUUUGAGAUUGAGGGAAGCAGAGAGGUUGACGAGAUGGAUGGUCAAGAUUACGAAGAUGAGGAAGACGAGGAAGAAGAUUCUGAAGAUGAUGAAUUUGAAGAUGAAAAUACAGCGCACAUGGAUCAUUCUAGGAGAGUUGUGACUCAUGAAGUAAUGGGACUCGGUUCAGAAAUGCCCCAGGGUGGAAAUUCCGGGCCCACUCCAAGCAGCGCGGAUAAUGGUGGUACAAAAUUCGAGAAGAUGGAUCAAGAUGAGGAAGAAGAGGGUUCAGAGGACGAACUAAUGGAAGAAAGUGGAGAAUUAGAGGUCCAGACAGAACAUAUCCCGACAAUGACAAAAGGGGAUAACCGAGACGAAGAUGUAGAAGAGGUUAAUCAUCUCCAAGUACAGAGUCAUCAUCGACAAGGGCCAAAUGCGUUCUCUGUCGCGUCUGUAGUGAGCGGCGGUACUGAAUGCAAAGACGAAGGUGGUGAACCUGGGGCUGGCUCCUCAUUAACUGGAGAUGAGAAUACAGGUGAAAGUGAAGAGGAAGAGGGAUAG